CCAUAGGUGCGUUGUGUGGACGGGUGACAACAGAGUCUUUUUCUACAAUCCAAGCACUCGAACCUCUCUCUGGGAAUGCCCUCAAGAUCUUCAAAACCGUUCGGAUGUGGAAAAGCUAAUGAAAGGACCGCCGAAAGCGUCGGACUCGGAGUCGGGAGAAAAACGAGUGAAUGAGACGAAAGAAGAGAAACCUAACAAAAAGCAAAAAAAAAUUGAAGAAAACGAAGAGAAAGAGAAAGAUGCGAAGAAAGACGGGACGAGUGAAGCGGAACUGUUAGCCGCGAAACAGAGAGAAACGAUUCCCGUGGAGGAGAGAAUCAAUAUGUUUAAGGCGAUGCUCAUUGAGAAAGAGGUGUCUGCGUUCUCCACGUGGGAGAAAGAGUUGCAUAAAAUUGUUUUCGACGCCAGAUAUCUGAUACUCACUUCACGCGAACGAAGACAAGUGUUCGAGAAGUAUGUGAAAGAAAGGGCCGAAGAGGAGCGCCGAGAGAAGAGGCAGCGAUUGAGGCAACAAAAGGACGACUACCGGAAACUCCUGGAGAGCGCCGGUUUGGGCCCGAAGUGUUCGUUCGGCGAAUUCGCUCAAACUUACGGCAAAGACGAGCGCUUCAGGAAUAUUGAGAAAAUGCGUGAAAGAGAGUCUCUUUUCAAUGAUUUUAUAUCUGAUUUAAGGAAAAAAGAGAGGGAAGAGAAG
Messenger RNA from Oppiella nova, 694 nucleotides. The record is from the annotation of a GenBank genome assembly. Lineage: Eukaryota; Metazoa; Arthropoda; Arachnida; Sarcoptiformes; Oppiidae.